CCCACAUUGAUUCCAUUAUAGUCAUAUAUCAUCGCAGAGUAUCUCAUAGGCCUGAUGCAGGACACACUUGCGACAUACCACAAAACCCAACAGCAACAGCCUCCUCGAAACCCCCGGUCCCUUUCUCUGAGCCACCGUGGCUCAUGGGCAUGCUAUCACCGUACUAUAACGACUCUUACAAGAAAUGGCAGCGCACGUGCCGCAUGCACUGGGGCGGGAGCCCAGCGGCAAAGUCCCUGCGCACAUCUUCCAGACCUCCUCGAAGCACAACAUGCUACCAGCUCGGGUACCAAAUGAAAAGUAAGGACGCGCAUAAGGAUCUGGGUGGUUCGAUGGCGCUGCUCAAAGCAAAAGCGGACAUAGUGCUGGACGAGUGCGCCAGAUGCGCGGUGCUGCUGUUCGGUGGCAACGGGUGCACCCGCCCGGGGCAGGGGGAGCUUGUCGAGAAGAUCUACCACGAGGUCCCUUGUGCACGCAUCCCUGACGGCAGUGAGCAUGUCACGCUGGACUUGGCGGUUCGGCAGAAGCCAUGAGCAGGUCCUGUUGCUACACGUGCUCAGGAUGGAGUUAUGUUGCCGUUGUUCGAGAUGCGACCCAUGUCAGGCAUGGGUGCGUUAGUGACAGAGGAACGAG
Molecule: messenger RNA, 633 nt
Organism: Microdochium trichocladiopsis
Lineage: Eukaryota; Fungi; Ascomycota; Sordariomycetes; Xylariales; Microdochiaceae
Exons: 1
Coding region: 144-533 (129 amino acids)
Molecular function (GO): oxidoreductase activity, acting on the CH-CH group of donors
Source: RefSeq, a predicted model, not a curated record